Molecule: messenger RNA, 2065 nt
Organism: Drosophila grimshawi
Lineage: Eukaryota; Metazoa; Arthropoda; Insecta; Diptera; Drosophilidae
Gene: Cyp309a2
Product: probable cytochrome P450 309a2
Exons: 6
Coding region: 16-1641 (541 amino acids)
Molecular function (GO): monooxygenase activity; heme binding; iron ion binding
Source: RefSeq, a predicted model, not a curated record
AAACGGCGAUCGAACAUGUUGCCAGCAAAUCGAGAUUUGCAAUUGAAAUUGACUUCGCCUUCGGAUCAGUUGAACACCGGAGGCUGGGGUUGUCGCAAUAUAAAGCGCGGCAACAUGUAUCUAUUGGUCACCGUCAUCCUUGUCGUGCUGCACAUUCUGCUGCUGCCCCUCUAUCUGUAUCUCACCUGGCAUCACAAGUACUGGCGUCGCCGUGGCCUCAUCACAGCCCAGCCCCUGACUCUGCUGGGCACCUAUCCGGGUCUCUUGACACGCAAGAGCAAUCUUGUCAUGGAUGUGCAGCGGGUCUACAACAAAUACAAAGAUAAACAUCGUGCUGUGGGCGUUUUUGUGACACGGCAGCCGCAAAUCCUUGUUUUGGAUCCACAACUGGCUCACGAAGUGUUGGUGCAGAAUUUCCGUUGUUACAAGGAUUCAUUGACCAGUUCCUAUGUGCAGCACGCCAAGCGGGAUAAAUAUGUACAGGGCAAUCCGUUUUGGGCAGCGGGUGACACUUGGCGUCGCUUGCGCACCGAGGCUCAGGGCGGAUUAUCUGCGAGUCGCCUCAAGCAGGGCUAUGCCAUUUGGCAACAGAGUGGCAAGAAGCUAACCGAUUAUAUGACGCAGCUUCUCGCCAAGCAGGGCAAUGUGCUGGAGACGAGAGAUCUCUGUUUCCGUUAUACCGCCAAUGUAAUGUGUGAUUUCAUUUGGGGCAUUGAUGCUGGCACAUUGACCCCCAACAUGGGCCAACCAAAUAAGAUGCAGCAAAUGGCCACGAAAUAUACGAGCAACACAUUCUAUAUGAUAUCCAUAUUUAUGGCAUCGAUUGUUGCGCCCAUCAUUCGUCUGCUGCUGCGCCUGCGCUUCUAUCCCAAGGACACCGAUGACUUCUUCUCCCAUCUGACCAAGGAGGCCAUCGCACUGCGUCUCAAGACGGCCAAUGAGAUCCAGCGCACAGAUUAUCUAUCACAUCUGUUGAAGCUGCGCAACGAGAAAAAUGCCACACAUGAUGAUCUGGUGGGACACGCUCUGACCGUCAUGCUAGAUGGCUACGAUACUACGGGAUCAGCUCUGAUGCAUGCUCUCUAUUAUCUAUCGGAGCAACCGGAGGCUCAGCAAAAGCUGCGCAUGGAAAUCUUGAACAAUUCCGAUAAGGAUAAAGGUGUCAAUUUUGAUGAACUGUGUGAUUUGCCCUACUUGGAUCAGGUUGUGUAUGAAUCCUUGCGGCUGAGCAGUUUGAUACCGCAAUAUACGAAAGUUUGCACACAUCCCACAAAUAUACAAUUGAAUGAACAAAAGCGACUGGAGGUUGAGGUGGGCAUGACCAUCAUGAUACCAAACUAUCAGUUCCAUCAUGAUCCCAAAUACUUUCCCAAUCCGGAGAUAUUUAAGCCGGAACGCUUCGAUAAUGGCGCCCAUCACGAGCUCAUCAAGCAGGGUAUUCUGCUGCCGUUCAGCGAUGGACCGCGCAUCUGCAUGGGCAUGCGUUUGGCCCAGUUGACAAUCAAAUCGGCUCUGUUGCACAUUAUCAGCAAUUACCAAGUUGUGCGGGGCAAGGACAAGAUAGAGCCGGCUGGCGAUACCGGGUUUGGUGUUGUUCUUCAAGGUGAUAUCAAUUUGGAGUAUCGCCGUUUCGUACAAUAGUGUUACUUACAAUACGUAAUUUGCUUAUCGCAUGUUUUAUAAUUUGUUAAUGAUUUACUCAAAUAUUCGCUUGUUCUCUCCCAAACUACAAGUUGCACUCUCAAUUGAUUGGGCAUAUUUGUUUUGUGAAAUUUCAGUAAGGCGAAAUAAAUUUUAAACUAGUUCCAUGUGGAAAUAAAAUAUAUCUCUAUGUUAUUUCACUUUGUAAUCACUAAUUUAUUAAGUAUGAAAAUUGAUUGGCAAUCGGUUCGUUCGACGUCUAUUGAUAAGUAAUAUCAGCUGUUAACAGUUAGCAAAUAACAGGGCGGGUUCCCAGUAAGUGGGUUUCCCUAGGUGUCAGACGGAUAGACAACAUUGCACAAUAUCAUUAGACGUAAUACAAAUACUUAAUAAAACAAUAAAGCUGGAAUAUAUGUACUUGAAA